ACAGGAACAGAAACCGGGUAUUGCAGAACAACAGUAAAAACAGAACCAGCUUCUGAAAGUACCUGCAUGGAGAAAAGAGGGGCUAGGAAAACUGAGGAUAUGACAAACUUCAUGGAUGACUUAACCCUCAGCUCACCGAAGAAAAGAGAGUCAUCUUUGAGAUCCAAGAGAAGUUGUGAUAGGUCGUCAACAAGGUCAUCUAGCAGAUCCUCUUGCAGUUCACGGUCCAGUUCAAGUAGUUCCUCUUCAGCUUCUUCCAGGAGCUGGAGCCGGUCCAGAUCAAGGUCAUGGGCUAGAAGAAAUGGUUCCCGAAGGUACAGAAGAUACUCUCGUUCAUAUUCCAGAAGCCGGUCCAGAUCACGGGGCUCCAUGAGAUACCGAGGAAGGUACCAUGCCAGACACUACAGGAGGUACCACCGCUCUCCUCCUCGGUACAGAUCACGCAGUAGGUCCUGGUCUCGUGGAAGAUCGUAUUACAGAAGAUCCUAUUCGAGAAGCAGAUCAUGUUCAAGAGGACGAAGAUAUUAUGGAUUUGGGCGAACAAUAUAUCCUGAGGCUUACAGGAGCUGGAGAAGCAGGUCACGAACAAGAUCUCGGAGUAGGUCACCUCUCCAUUUGAGUGAAAAAGAGAAGAGGGAACUCCUGGAAAUUGCAAAAGCUAAUGCUGCAAAAGCGCUGGGAACAGAUAACAUAGUCUUGCCAGCAAGCCUGAAGAUCCUUACUCCCACCAAAGAGAUAAAAAAUGAAAAACAAGAGCGUGAAGAUGCUGGAGAGUCAGCUGAGCAACCCAGAAGACCAGGAGAAGACAUGACCAAAAGUGCAGUGGAGAGAGCCACCAUCCAAAGAAGCAUUUCGUUCAGCCCUAAU
Molecule: messenger RNA, 867 nt
Organism: Pterocles gutturalis (yellow-throated sandgrouse)
Lineage: Eukaryota; Metazoa; Chordata; Aves; Pterocliformes; Pteroclidae
Gene: RSRP1
Product: arginine/serine-rich protein 1
Exons: 3
Source: RefSeq, a predicted model, not a curated record